Messenger RNA from Emiliania huxleyi CCMP1516, 799 nucleotides. RefSeq lists its product as hypothetical. NCBI's taxonomy places the organism in Eukaryota, Haptophyta, Isochrysidales, Noelaerhabdaceae. The transcript is spliced from 3 exons. The annotation marks the transcript as partial. The record is from RefSeq and is a predicted model, not a curated record.
GACCUCAAACCACCAGCGCCAGCAACGACGUGCCACGGCUCGCCACGCAUCUGUUGCGACCGACGACGUGCCCGACGCCGUCCCGCGGCCGCCAGGAAGAGGCCCGCGCAACCACUUCUGGGACCCGCGGCCGCCGGGCGUGUGGCGGCACAACGAGUCGAACGAACCGAACCAGCGCAGAGCGGCGCGUCUCACGAGCGCCCGCGGCCGCCACGCCGCCGCCGUCCGCGGCCGACGGUGGUCGCGAAUCAACGCGGCGCGGUGCACCGCUGCGCCUGUCCUUCCGCGCCGCUGGACGUCGGCCGAGAAGACCGCUUCCCUCUGGGGACCCGAUCUCUGUUCCCGGGCACGCCGGUCGCAGUGACAUGGGCUCCCAGGCUCAAAAGCGCUCAACAGCGAGCUGCUCCUCCUCCUGCCGCCGCUCCGCUCACCGAGACAACUCGGUGCCGCCGUUCUCGCCGCCGCCGCCGCCGCCGCCGCCUCGCGCCUUGCCUCCGUCACCGCCGCCCUCCAUCUCGCAGCGGCGCGUCCCUCUGAUGGCGCGGGCUCCUCGCUCGUUGGCGCCUCGCGCCGCCGCCCCCCCUCUCGCCGCCGCUCCGCUCGUGGCCGCCCCAUCCCCUGUCAAUCCCGCCGCCUCCGCUGUCAAUCCCCCCCCACCGCCGCCACCGCCUCGCGCGUUUAGCGGGCCUUUAAGCUUAGGAAUCCUAAAUAGAGGACAGCCUAUAAAGUGUGAGUCACACACACACACACACACAGCCUAUAAAGAAAAGAAACGCAAUGUCGAAGGUGCCACCUUAUC